AUGGCUGCCACUACGCCUGCGCAACGCUUCGCUUUACCUACGACAGCAACAUCAACAAGCUUUCAGAGUCAUGCGCAGCCUGCUCCCAAACAUGCUUGCCACGCUAGUUGCAACAAUAAUCACAUCAACAGCAGCAACAAUGCCUUUAACUGCAGUAACAACAAUGCCUUAAGAUGCAACAACAAUCAUAGCAAUGGCUUCAGCUGCAACAACAACACACCUCCUAAUCUUAAUCCGCCGCCCGCCUUAUCAAACAGCAACAACAUGUUCUUUGUGCCCUUCAACAUGGCUGUGCCGCAACAACAUCAACCAUCACAGCAACUACGACAAGCAGCUGCAACUAAAUCGAAGCCUACAGUUCCUCCGCCACCGUUGCCACCGCCACCGCCUCUGCUGCUGCCCUUCGCCUUGCAGUGCCAGUAUCAGCAGUUGCCAGCAACUCCCUGCACAGCAGCCCCAGCAACAACAACAGCAACUGCAGCUCCCUCAGCAGCAGUGUCCGCCCAACCAAUUUCCGGAACUACGCCCCGCAAUGUGCUGUCAUUGAAAGCAGUCGCUGCAGCAGCCAUUAAAGCGCAUCAGCAGAAGGCGCUGUAUCAGGAGGAGGAGGAGGAGGAGGAGGAGGAGAAGGUGGAGAAGGCGAUACGACUGCAGAGAUAG
Messenger RNA from Drosophila nasuta, 660 nucleotides. RefSeq names its product homeobox protein 5-like. Bases 1 to 660 code for a protein of 219 amino acids. The record is from RefSeq and is a predicted model, not a curated record. NCBI's taxonomy places the organism in Eukaryota, Metazoa, Arthropoda, Insecta, Diptera, Drosophilidae. The transcript has 2 exons.